This is a messenger RNA of Capsicum annuum, 2189 nucleotides long. RefSeq names its product low affinity inorganic phosphate transporter 1. Gene Ontology annotation, molecular function: phosphate transmembrane transporter activity. Gene Ontology annotation, cellular component: membrane. NCBI's taxonomy places the organism in Eukaryota, Viridiplantae, Streptophyta, Magnoliopsida, Solanales, Solanaceae. Bases 254 to 1873 code for a protein of 539 amino acids. Gene Ontology annotation, biological process: phosphate ion transport; transmembrane transport. The transcript is spliced from 2 exons. The record is from RefSeq and is a predicted model, not a curated record.
AAAUACGGCACUAAUUCUUCAUUUUCUCUUCAUAAAAAUUAACCUCAGUUACAUUUUUCUCUCUUCUUCAGUUCAGUGAAGCUAAAUAAUAAGAUGGAAAAUAACCCAAAGUUUUGAAUUUUUAUUUUUGGGAUUUUUGUUGGAGGUUUUGAACGUAAAAAAACCAAAUCUUGAAAAAGGUUGGGUUUUUUUUGGUGGUGUUUCUUGAUUUUGCUGCACUUUGUCAAGAAAAUACUUUAAGGAAGUUUUAGUCAUGGCUAACGAUUUGCAAGUGCUAAAUGCACUAGAUCUAGCAAAGACACAGUUGUAUCACUUCACAGCAAUUGUGAUUGCUGGCAUGGGCUUUUUUACUGAUGCUUAUGACCUUUUCUGCAUUUCUAUGGUCACAAAGUUGCUCGGUCGCAUUUACUACCAUCAUGAUAAUGCAGUGAAACCGGGCUCUCUGCCCCCUAAUGUCUCAGCAGCUGUUAACGGAGUCGCCUUCUGUGGCACCCUUGCUGGACAACUGUUCUUCGGGUGGCUCGGAGAUAAGCUUGGAAGGAAGAAAGUCUAUGGAAUGACCCUUAUGAUUAUGGUCAUUUGUUCAAUUGCCUCAGGGCUCUCUUUUGGUCACACACCAAAAAGUGUAAUGGCUACACUUUGUUUCUUCAGAUUCUGGCUUGGGUUUGGCAUUGGUGGUGAUUAUCCCCUUUCUGCCACCAUCAUGUCCGAGUAUGCUAACAAGAAGACUCGUGGAGCGUUCAUUGCUGCUGUGUUUGCUAUGCAAGGCUUCGGAAUUCUGGCUGGUGGAAUGGUGGCAAUCAUUGUUUCUGCAGCAUUCAAAGGUGCAUUCCCUGCACCAGCAUAUCAGGAUGCUCCUCUUGCUUCAACAGUCCCUCAGGCUGAUUUUGUGUGGCGUAUUAUCCUCAUGUUUGGUGCACUCCCCGCUGCACUUACUUAUUACUGGCGUAUGAAGAUGCCUGAAACUGCCCGUUACACUGCCUUGGUGGCUAAGAACUUGAAACAGGCAGCGAACGACAUGACCAAGGUGAUGCAAGUCGAAAUUGAAGCAGAGCCAGAGAAAAUCGAGUCUGUUUCUGAAGAAAGAGGGGGAGCCAAUGAGUUUGGUUUGUUCACUAAGCAGUUCCUCCAUCGCCAUGGACUUCACUUGCUUGGAACCACUAGCACGUGGUUCUUGUUGGACAUAGCUUUCUACAGUCAAAACCUUUUCCAGAAGGACAUAUUCAGUGCAAUUGGAUGGAUUCCAUCAGCACAAACCAUGAAUGCAUUGGAUGAAGUUUACAGAAUUGCAAGAGCACAAACUCUUAUUGCUCUUUGCAGUACGGUUCCUGGUUACUGGUUCACAGUGGCAUUCAUCGAUAGAAUUGGUCGAUUUGCUAUUCAGUUGAUGGGAUUCUUCUUCAUGACAGUCUUCAUGUUUGCCCUAGCCAUUCCAUACAAUCACUGGACUCACAAGGAUCACAGAAUCGGCUUCGUGGUCAUGUACUCACUCACCUUUUUCUUCGCAAACUUUGGUCCAAACGCCACAACAUUCGUUGUCCCAGCAGAGAUUUUCCCAGCCAGGCUUAGGUCCACAUGCCAUGGAAUAUCAGCAGCAGCAGGAAAAGCAGGAGCCAUCGUUGGUGCAUUCGGAUUCUUGUACGCUGCUCAGCCCACGGAUCCCAAAAAGGCUGAAGCCGGUUACCCUGCUGGCAUUGGCGUGAAGAACUCGCUAAUCGUCCUAGGGGUUGUCAACUUACUUGGAAUGUUGUUCACAUUCUGUGUUCCAGAAUCCAAUGGGAAGUCAUUGGAAGAUUUGUCAAGGGAAAAUGAAGGGGAAGAGGAAAAUGGAGCAGAAAUGAGAGCAACUAGUGGAAGGACAGUUCCUGUUUAAUGUUUAGACAAACUGCUAGAGUAUAUACUAAACAUACUAUGAUGCAUUUUGAGUGAAUUUGUGGUCUUUAGAGCAACACAUCUUGGGAUAGAAACAAUUGUUUUGUGGUAUGUUUUGAGAUGGAAUAAGCUCUACUCUUUUUUUUUUUUUUUUUUUUUUUUUAAGUUUGUUUUUGAUAAUUAAACAUUAUCUUAGGAUUGCAAGUCCCAGAAUUUCCUAGAUGUAUAAAGUAACCAAAUGAGGUUAGUUGUUGUCUUUUUCUUCUUUCUAUGAAUUAAAAUAUAAUGAAUCAUCAGAAAUGUUCAUUUCUUGUUUC